Oryctolagus cuniculus (rabbit) is the source of this 14700-nucleotide messenger RNA. NCBI's taxonomy places the organism in Eukaryota, Metazoa, Chordata, Mammalia, Lagomorpha, Leporidae. The record is from RefSeq and is a predicted model, not a curated record.
GUGCUGAAGUGGGUGGAGUCAGCGAUUCAGGCCUCCAAGGUGCACCUGCUGUCCACAGACCACGAGGAGGAGGGCGAGCACACGUGGAGACUCCCCUUUGACCCCAGCCUGAAGGAGGUCACCGUCUCGUUGAGCGGGCCAGGGCCACAGAUCGAAGUCCGGGACCCGCUGGGGAGGAUCUUGCAGAAGGAUGAAGGCCUCAACGUCCUCCUCAACAUCCCCGACUCGGCCAAGGUCGUGGCUUUUAAGCCUGAGCAUCCUGGGCUGUGGUCCAUCAAGAUCUACAGCAGCGGCCGCCACUCGGUGAGAAUCACGGGCGUCAGCAACAUCGACUUCCGAGCCGGCUUCUCCACGCAGCCCUCCCUGGACCUCAACCACACCAUCGAGUGGCCCUUGCAAGGAGUGCCCAUCUCCCUGGUGAUCAACUCCACGGGCCUGCAGGCCCCUGGCCGCCUCGACUCGGUGGAGCUCUCCCACAGCUCAGGGCAGCCCCUCCUCACGCUGCCUACACAGCCCCUUGCCAACGGAUCCACCCAUCGGCUGUGGGCGGGGCCACCCUUCCACACCCCUCCAGAGCGCUUCUACCUCAAGGUGAAGGGCAAGGACCACAAGGGAAACCCCGUCCUCCGUGUCUCUGGAGUUUCCUACAGCGGGGUGGCCCCAGGCGCCCCCCUGGUCAGCAUGCCGCCCCGGAUCCAUGGCUACCUGCAGCAGCCCCUGCUGGUCUCCUGCUCUGUGCACAGCGCCCUCCCCUUCCGGCUGCAGCUGCGGCGGGACGGAGCCAGGCUGGGCGAGGAGCGGCACUUUGUGGAGUCAGGAAACAGCAGCUGGGAGAUCCCACGGGCCUCCAAGGCCGAGGAGGGGACGUACGAGUGCACAGCCGUGAGCAGGGCUGGGACCGGCCGAGCGAAGGCCCAGAUCGUGGUCACAGACCCCCCGCCACAGCUGGUCCCUGCCCCCAACGUGACCGUGUCCCCCGGGGAGACCGCCAUCCUCUCCUGCCGCGUCCUCGGCGAGGCUCCCUACAACCUGACGUGGGUUCGCGACUGGCGAGUCCUGCCAGCCGCCACCGGCCGGGUCACCCAGCUGGCCGACCUGUCCCUGGAGGUCGGCGCUGUCAUCCCCAGCGAUAGCGGGCGGUACCAGUGCAUGGCCAGCAACGCCAAUGGGGUCUCACGGGCUUCCGUCUGGCUCCUGGUGAGAGAGGCCCCGCAGGUCAGCAUCCACACCAGGUCUCAGCACUUGCCCCAGGGCGUGGAGGUGAAGGUCAGCUGCUCAGCCUCGGGAUACCCCACCCCCCACGUCUCCUGGAGCCGCGAGGGCCGCGCCCUGCAAGAGGACAGCAGAAUCCAGGUGGACGCCCAGGGUACGCUGAUCAUUCGGGGCCUAGCCCCUGAGGAUGCUGGGAAUUAUAGUUGCCAGGCCACGAACGAGGCUGGGACGGACGAGGAGACGGUCACCCUCUACUACACAGACCCCCCGUCUGUGUCUGCUGUCAGCGCCGUGGUGCUUGUAGCCGUUGGGGAGGAGGCCGUGUUGGGGUGCAAGGCAUCGGGGGUCCCCCCACCCCGGGUCAUCUGGUAUCGAGGCGGCCUUGAGAUGAUUCUGGCUCCUGAGGGCUCCACGUCGGGGACGCUGCGGAUCCCAGCGGCUCGCGAGAGGGAUGCUGGGGUCUACACCUGUCGAGCCAUCAACGAGCUGGGUGACGCCACCGCGGAAAUCCAGCUGGAGGUCGGACAUGCACCUCGGCUGACAGAGCUGCCCCGGAACGUCACUGUGGAGCUGGGCACCAGCGCUUUCCUGGCCUGCCGGGCCACCGGCCGCCCACCCCCGAAGGUCACCUGGCGCCGGGCAGACGGCCAGCCGCUGGGGCCCCGGCAGGGCAGCAGGACCCGGCAGCCCUCGGGCGUGCUGUUCCUGGAAAGUGUAGGCCCUGAAGACCAGGCCCUGUACAUCUGUGAAGCUCGAAAUGUCUUCGGGAAGGUCCAGGCCGAAGCCCAGCUCACUGUCACAGGACACGUAGCCCCGGAGAUUGCCAGCAGUGCUUCCACGGUCCGCGUCCUGGAGGGGCAGCCCGUGUCCCUGUCUUGUAUCAUCCUGGCGGGGAGACCCCUCCCAGAGAGGCACUGGCUCAAGGACGGCCGGCCUCUCCCACCUGGCCGCCGGCCCUCUGUCCGGGCGGAUGGCAGCCUCCACCUGGACCGUGUGCUGCAGGAGGACGCGGGCAGCUACAGCUGCGUGGUCACCAACACAGCUGGCUCUCGGCACCGGGAUGUGAUGCUGGUGGUCCAGGUGCCGCCCAGGAUCCACCCCACGGCCACGCACCAUGUCACCAACGAAGGGGUGCCGGCCUCCCUCCCCUGCCUGGCCUCUGGAGUCCCCACCCCCACCAUCACCUGGACCAAGGAAACCAAGGCUCUGACCUCGAGGGGCACCCACUACAACGUGAGCAAGGACGGCACCCUGGUCAUCGCCCAGCCGUCAGCCCGGGAUGCCGGGGCCUACGUCUGCACAGCCACUAACGCUGUGGGCUUCUCCAGCCAGGAGAUGCGGCUGUCUGUCAACACCAAGCCCAGGGUCCAUGGGAACGGGUCCCUCGACACCGACGCGCCUCUGAGGGUCGUGGUGAAGGCUGGAGAAGAGGUGACCCUGGACUGCGAGGCCCGGGGCUCCCCGCCCCCGCUGGUCACCUGGACAAAGGACUCCCACCCCGUGCUGCCCGGCGCUGACAGGCAUGGCCUCCUCCCCUCGGGCUCCCUGCGUCUGGCCCAGGCCCAGGCAGGUGACAGUGGCCACUACGAGUGCACGGCAAGUAACCCGGCAGGGUCUGCCUCCCGGCGCUACAUCCUCAGGGUGCAAGUGCCCCCUCAGGUGCAGCCGGGCCCUCGGGUCCUGAAGGUGCUGGCAGGAGAAGCCCUGGACCUGAACUGUGUGGCCGAGGGCCAGCCGGAGCCCCAGCUGAGCUGGUCCAAGGACGGAGCGGCCCUGCGGGGCAGGGGGCCCGAGGGCUCUAUCCAGUUCACUGCUGUGGAGACCUCAGACGCCGGGCGGUACCGCUGUGAGGCCUCCAACAGCGCUGGGGUGGACGCGUGGGAGCUGGAGCUCAGGGUGCUGGAGCCGCCAUACUGGGGGGCAGAGGAGACGCGUGACCUGCUGGAGCGAGUGGCGGGGGAGAACGCCAGCCUGCCGUGCCCGGCCAGAGGGACGCCCCAGCCGCAGGUCACAUGGCGCAAGGGGCCAUCCUCGGAGCCCCUGGGCAGCCAGCCGGGCGUGGAGGUGCUGGCUGAGGGCUCUCUGUUCCUGGCCUUGGUCUCGCCCAGCGACAGUGGUGACUACGAGUGCCAGGCUACCAACGAGGCGGGCUCUGCGUCCAGGAGAGCCAAGCUGGUGGUCUAUGUGCCCCCCAGUAUCCGUGAGGAUGGGCGCAAGGCCAACGUGUCGGGCAUGGCCGGGCAGUCCCUGACACUAGAAUGCGACGCAAACGGCUCUCCAGCCCCCGAGAUCGUGUGGCUCAAGGAUGGGCAGUUGAUCCCGGAGGAGGGCAGCCACCGCCUCCACUUCCCCAGGAUCCGAGAGGCUGACUCCGGCCUCUACUCCUGCAGAGCAGAGAACCAGGCUGGGACCGCCCAGAGGGACUUCCAUCUGCACGUACUCGUCCCUCCUUCUGUGCUUGGAGCUGGGGCCGCCCAGGAGGUGCUGGGCCUGGCCGGUGCAGAUGUGGAGCUGGAGUGUCGAACCUCAGGGGUCCCCACGCCCCAGGUGGAGUGGACCAAGGACGGGCAGCCUGUCCCCCCCGGAGACCCUCGUGUCCAGCUUCAGCAUGACGGCCAGGUCCUCAGGAUCACCAGCAGCCACCUGGGUGACGAGGGACACUAUCAGUGCGUGGCCUUCAGCCCCGCCGGCCAGCAGAGCAAGGACUUCCGGCUCAGAGUCCAGUAUGGGGAGACUGAGGUCCAGAGAGGGGACGGGACCCACCCGGGGUCAUACACACCCCCCACCAUCCGGGGCUCCAACGAGACCGGCCAGGUGGCUGUCAUGGAGGGCCACCCGGCGCAGCUGCUGUGCGAGGCCCGGGGAGCGCCUGCCCCUGACAUCGCCUGGUUCAGGGACGGGGCCCUGCUCCCACCCAGCGCUGAGGCGCUCUACGCCAGGGGCGGGCGGCAGCUGCAGCUGAGGAGCGCCCAGGCCGCAGAUGCGGGGCUGUACACCUGCCAGGCCAGCAACGCGGGCGGCGUCACCGAGAAGGCCACCCGGCUGCAGGUGUAUGUGCCCCCAACCAUCGAAGGUGCUGCCGGAGGGCCAUACGUGGUGAAGGCUGUGGCCGGGAGGCCCCUGGCGCUGGAGUGUGUGGCUGGAGGCCACCCACCCCCGAGCCUCUCCUGGCACCACGAGGGGCUGCCCGUGGCCGAGAGCAACGGGACGUGGCUGGAGCCGGGUGGCGUGGCGCUGCGGCUGGAGAGCCCGGGGGAGGCGUCUGGAGGCCUGUACAGCUGCGUGGCCAGCAGCCCCGCGGGCGAGGCCGUGCUGCAGUACUCUGUGGAGGUGCAGGUGCCCCCUCAGCUCCUGGUGGCCGAAGGCUUGGGCCAGGUGACCACCGUCGUGGGACAGCCCCUAGACCUUCCCUGCCAGGCCUCGGGCUCCCCGAUGCCCACCGUCCAGUGGCUGCAGAACGGCCGCCCCGCCCAGGAGCUGCCUGGGGUGCAGGUGGCCUCGCUGGGGAGCACGCUGCGCAUCGACCACGUGGAGCUGGGCCACGCCGGCCUCUUCGCCUGCCAGGCCACCAACGAGGCGGGCACUGCCGGAGCCGAGGUGGAGGUGUCUGUGCAUGAGCUCCCAUCAGUCGACGUCAUCGGAGGUGAGAACAUCACAGCCCCCUUCCUGCAGCCUGUGAGCCUCCAGUGCGUGGGGGCUGGCGUGCCUGCCCCAAGCCUCCGCUGGUGGAAGGAUGGGGCGGCCCUGGCGACCUCAGGAGGGAGCCUGCAGAUUGAGAAAGUGGACUUGAGGGACGAAGGCGUCUACACCUGUGUUGCCACCAACCUGGCUGGGGAGAGCAAGAGGGAUGUGGUGCUGAAGGUGUUGGUGCCCCCCAACAUUGAGCCAGGCCCAGUUAACAAGGCAGUGCUGGAGAAUGCCUCAGUGACCUUGGAGUGUCUGGCUUCGGGCGUGCCCCCGCCUGACGUCUCCUGGUUCAAGGGCCGCCAGCCUAUCUCUGCCUGGCCGGGAGUGACGGUGUCAGCUGAUGGGCGAGUUCUCCGCAUUGAGCAAACCCGGCUUUCUGAUGCUGGGAGCUACCGCUGUGUGGCAUCCAAUGUGGCAGGCAGCACAGAGCUGCAGUUUGGUCUGCGCGUCAAUGUGCCUCCACGAAUCACCCUGCCGCCCAGCCUGCCAGGCCCCGUGCUGCUCAACACCCCCGUGCGGCUGACCUGCGACGCCACCGGUGCCCCCAGCCCCACACUGAUGUGGUUGAAGGAUGGAAACCCUGUGUCCGCUGCAGGGACCCCUGGCCUCCAGGUCUUCCCAGGGGGCCGAGUCCUCACCUUGGCCAGCGCCCGGGCCUCCGACUCUGGCAGCUACUCCUGUGUGGCUGUGAGCGCCGUGGGCGAGGACCGCCGAGAUGUCACGCUGCAAGUCCACGUGCCCCCGAGCAUCCUGGGAGAAGAGCUGAACGUGUCGGUCGUGGCUGGCGAGUCAGUAGCCCUGGCGUGCCGGAGCCGCGCCGUGCCCCCACCCGUGCUGAGCUGGUGGAAAGACGGGCAGCCCCUGGCGCUGCGACCUGGCAUCCGCCUCCUGGAGGACCAGGCCUUGCUGGAGGUGGACGCAGCGCAGGUGGGGGACGCAGGCCGCUACACCUGUGAGGCUCUGAACCAGGCAGGCCGCUCGGAGAAGCACUUCAACCUGAACGUCUGGGUGGCUCCUGUGUUCCCCUCCCGCGAGCCGCUGACCCUGACUGUGAGCGAGGGGCACCCUGCCAGGCUGUCCUGCGAGUGUCGGGGCGUCCCCUUCCCCAAGAUCUCCUGGAGGAAGGACGGUCAGCUGCUGCCUGGGGAGGGGCCCGGCCUCGAGCAGGUGUCCGCCGUGGGGAGGCUGCUGUACCUGGGGCAGGUCCAGCAAGACCAGGAGGGGACCUACACCUGUGAGUGUAGCAACGUGGCCGGGAAUAGCAGCCGGGACCUGCAGGUGGAGGUGCACGUUCCCCCUCGGAUCGCUGCCCCCCAGGAGCUGCACGCGCAGGUCUCCGUGGUCCAGGACGGGGAGGCCACGCUGGAAUGCAACGCCACCGGGAAACCCCCGCCCACGGUCACGUGGGAGCGGGCCGGCCAGCCCGUGGGGGCUGAGCCUGGCCUGCAGCUUCGGAACCAGGGUCAGAGCCUGCACGUGGCGCGGGCACAGGUCGCCCAUGCCGGACACUACACCUGCGUGGCUGAGAACACGGCCGGGAGGGCCGAGAGGAGGUUCACGCUCUCUGUGCUGGUGCCCCCCGAGCUCGUGGGAGACGCGGACCCUCUGACCAACGUCACCACAGCCUUGCACAGUCCCUUGACGCUGCUCUGUGAGGCCGCGGGGGUCCCGCCCCCUGUGGUCCGCUGGUUCCGAGAGGAGGAGCCCCUCAGCCCUGGGGGGGACACCUACCUGCUGGCAGGUGGCUGGAUGCUGAGGGUGGCUCAGGCCCAGGAGCAAGACGGAGGCCUCUACUCGUGCCUGGCCAGCAACGAAGUGGGGGAGGCACGGAGGAACUUCAGCGUGGAGGUGCUGGUGCCUCCCAGUAUUGAGAACGAGGGCCAGGAGGAAGUGAUCAGGGUCCCCGAGGGACAGCCUGCCCACCUGGUGUGCAAUGCCACAGGCUUCCCCCAGCCCACAAUCACGUGGUUCAAAGACGGCCGGCCCCUGGCUAGUGGAGACGCCCAGCACAUCUCCCCAGAUGGAGCCCUCCUACAGGUGCCCCAGGCCAACCUGUCCAGUGCCGGCCACUACUCCUGUGUCGCAGCCAAUGCUGUGGGGGAGAAGACCAGGCACAUCCAGCUUAGCGUCCUGGUGGUUCCCACCAUCCUGGGAGUGACCGAGGACGGCGCAGACGAGGAGGUGACCGUGACCGUCAACAACCCCAUCUCUCUGAUCUGCGAGGCGCUGGCCUUCCCUGCCCCCAACAUCACCUGGAUGAAGGACGGGGCCCCUUUCGAGGCCUCCAAGAACAUCCAGCUGCUCCCAGGGACCCAGGGCCUGCAGAUCCUGAAUGCCCAGAAGGAGCACGCCGGCCAGUACACCUGCGUGGUCACCAAUGAGCUCGGGGAGGCCGUGAAGAACUACCACGUGGAGGUCCUCAUCCCCCCUUCCAUCUCCAAAGACGACCCCUUGGGGGACGUGGGCGUGAAGGAAGUGAAGACCAAGGUCAACAGCACCUUGACCCUGGAGUGCGAGUGCUGGGCCAUGCCCCCACCCACCAUCAGCUGGUACAAGGAUGGGCAGCCUGUGACCCCCAACCAGAGGCUCCACCUCCUGGGGGAAGGGAGGCUGCUGCAGAUCCAGCCCACGCAGGUGUCCGACUCAGGGCGGUACCUGUGUGUGGCCACCAACGUGGCCGGCGAGGACGACCAGGACUUCAACGUGCUCAUCCAGGUGCCCCCCAUGUUCCAGAAGGUGGGCGACGAUGAAGCCCUGUCCCGGGAGCUGGAGGAGCUGGAGGCCCGGGGCGGGGUGACGGAGUAUCGGGAGAUUGUGGAGAACAACCCAGCCUACUUGUACUGUGACACCAACGCCGUCCCGCCCCCGGAGCUCACCUGGUACAAGGAGGACCAGCGCCUCUCGGCCACGGAGGGGGUGUCCUUGCUGCAAGGAGGCCGGGUGCUGCAGAUCCCCCUGGUACAGGCAGAGGAUGCUGGGAGGUACUCGUGCAAGGCCACCAACGAGGUGGGCGAGGCCUGGCUGCAUUAUGAGCUGCUGGUGUUGACCCCACCUGUGAUCCUGGGCGACACGGAGGAGCUGGUGGAGGAGGUGACCAUCAAUGCCAGCAGCACCGUCAGCCUGCGAUGCCCAGCCCUGGGCAACCCCGUGCCCACCAUCUCGUGGCUCCAGAACGGGCUGCCUUUCUCCCCGAGUCCACGGCUGCAGGUCCUGGAGGACGGGCAAGUCUUGCAGGUCUCCACGGCCGAGGUGGCUGACGCUGCCAGCUACAUGUGUGUGGCUGAGAACCAGGCCGGCUCCGCCGAGAAGCUGUUUACCCUCAGGGUCCAAGUCCCACCGCGAAUCACAGGCCAGCACUCGGGGCAGGUCACUGCCACCCUCAACAGCAGCGUCUCCCUGCCCUGUGAGGCCCACGCUCACCCCAGCCCCGAGGUCACAUGGUACAAGGACGGCCAGGCCCUCUCCCUGGGUGAGGAGCUGUUCCUCCUGCCCGGCACCCACACUCUGCAGCUGGCGCGGGCACAGCGCUCAGACUCCGGGACCUACGUGUGUGAAGCCCUCAAUGCUGCCGGCCGGGACCAGAGGCGGGUGCAGCUUAGCGUGCUGGUCCCCCCCACCCUCCGGCAGCCUCCCAGAGGUUCCCAGGAGACAGUCCCGGUGCGGGCCGGGGACAAGGCCGUCCUGAGCUGUGAGACAGACGCGCUCCCUGAGCCAACUGUGACCUGGUACAGAGACGGACAGCCCCUGGUGCUGGCACAGCGGACACAGGCUCUGCAGGGUGGGCAGAGGCUGGAGAUCCUGGACUCCCAGGUGUCAGACAAGGGUGUGUACAGCUGCAGAGUCCGCAACGCCGCCGGGGAGGCCGCGAAGACCUUCAGCCUCACUGUCCAGGUGCCCCCAGCGUUUGAGAGUCCUGAGACGGAGAUGGUGAGCCAGGUGGCCGGGAGCCCACUGGUCCUGGCCUGUGACGUGUCCGGGGUCCCUGCACCUACCGUUACAUGGCUGAAAGACAGAACACCCGUGGAGAGCAGCACGGCCCACGGCGUCAUCUCUCGGGGCGGCCGCCUGCACCUGAGUCGCCUGCAGCCGGCCCAGGCGGGCACCUACACGUGUGUGGCCCAGAACGCCCAGGGCGAGGCCCGCAAGGACUUCGUGGUGGCCGUGCUGGAGGCCCCCCGGAUCCGGAGCUCAGGCGCCACACAGGAGCACAACGUCCUGCAGGGCCAGGAGGUGCGGCUGGACUGCGAGGCCGAGGGGCAGCCGCCGCCCGCUGUGGCCUGGCUGAAGGACGGCGGCCCGCUGGACCGAGGCGUGGGUCCCCACCUCCGGUUCUACCUGGACGGCAGCUCCCUGGUGCUGAAGGGCCUGCGCGCCUCAGAUGCCGGCGCCUACACCUGCGUGGCCCACAAUGCGGCCGGUGAAGACGCCAGGCUGCACACCGUCAACGUGCUGGUUCCUCCCACCAUCGAGCAGGCAGCGGACGGCAGGGAGAGCCUGGUGAGCAGGCUUGGGGAGCUGGUGACCAUGGCCUGUCCCGUGCGGGGCUCCGCCCCCAUCCACGUGAGCUGGCUCAAGGACGGCCUGCCCCUUCCGCUGUCCCAGCGCACCCGCCUGCACAGCUCUGGCCGCAGCCUCAGGAUCUCCCAGGUGCAGCUGGCAGAUUCUGGCGUCUUCACCUGUGUGGCCUCGAGCCCUGCUGGUGUGGCCGACAGGAACUUCACCUUGCAGGUGCAAGUGCCCCCCUUCCUGGAGCCUGCAGAGUUCCAGGAGGACAUGGUGGUGGUCCGCGGCUCUACGGUGGUCCUCCCGUGCGAGGCCCGGGGCAGCCCCCUGCCACUUGUGUCGUGGGUGAAGGACGGGGAGCCCUGGUUGGCUCAGAGCCUGGAGCAGGGGCCGGGGCUGCAGCUGGAGGCCGUGGGAACUGAAGACUCGGGGACCUACUCCUGCGUGGCCGUGAGCGAAGCGGGCGAAGCCAGGCGGUAUUUCCAGCUGACCGUGAUGGAUCCCCCCCACAUCGAGGACUCGGGCCAGCCUGCAGAGCUACUGCUGACCCCCGGCACCCCCAUGGAGCUCCUGUGUGAUGCCCGGGGCUCCCCCCCACCCGACAUCACCUGGCAUAAGGACGGGCAGGCCCUAACCGGGCUGGAGAUCGGCGGCCGAGCUCCACGGGCGCUCCAGGUGCAGGCUGUGCAGGUACGUGACGCUGGGCUGUACACCUGCCUGGCCGAGAACCCAGCAGGUGAAGUUGAGAGGAGCUUCCGGGUCAGGGUUCAAGGUCCCCCAAAUGUUGUUGGGCCCCAGGGCCUCCGCUCUGUGGUCGGCCUGGCCCCAGGGCAGCUGGUCCUAGAGUGCUCGGUGGAGGCAGAGCCAGCGCCCGAGAUCCAGUGGCACCGAGACGGCAUCUUGCUGCAGGCGGACGCCCACACCCAGCUCCCCGAGCAGGGCAGGUUCCUCCAGCUGCAGGCCCUGAGCACCGCCGACAGCGGCAACUACAACUGCACAGCCCGCAACGCGGCGGGCAGCACCAGUGUGGCCUUCCGUGUGGACAUCCACAUGGCGCCCACCAUCCAGCAGGGACCACCCAGCGUGAACACCUCGGUGAACCAGACGGUCCUGCUGCCCUGCCGGGUGGACGGUGCACCCUUGCCCCUCGUGACCUGGAGGAAGGACGGGGCCCCUCUGGAUCCUGGGAACCCCAGAUUGGAGCUGCUGCCCGGGGGUUCCCUGCGGAUCCAGCCAGCCCUCGCCCAGGACGCCGGCCACUACGUGUGCGUGGCAUCCAACUCCGCCGGCUCUGACCGGCAGAGCCGCCAUCUCCGCGUCUUUGAGCCGCCAGCCAUCAGCCCCAGCCCCUCCAACGUGACCCUGACAGCCCACGUCCCGGCCUCGCUGCCCUGCGAGGCUAGCGGCUCCCCCAAGCCCCUGGUGGCCUGGUGGAAGGACGGACAGAAGCUGGACUUCCGCCCACAGCCAGGCGCCUACCGGCUCCUGCCAUCCAAUGCCCUGCUCCUCAUGGCCCCCGGGCCCCAGGACUCAGCCCAGUUUGAGUGUGUGGUGAGCAACGAGGUGGGCGAGGCCCGCAGGCUCUACCAGGUGACCGUCCUCGUACCUCCCACCAUUGCGGACGACCAGACGGACUUCACCGUGACCAGGAUGGCGCCUGUGGUCCUCACGUGCCACAGCACAGGUGUGCCGGCCCCAGAAGUUUCCUGGAGCAAGGCGGGCGCCCAGCUCGGGGCGCGGGGGAGCGGCUACCGCGUCUUGCCUUCAGGUGCCCUGGACAUUGGACAGGCCCUCCCCAUCCACUCCGGCCGCUACACCUGCACAGCCCGCAACUCUGCCGGCAUAGCCCGCAAGCACGUGGUCCUCACUGUGCAAGCCUCCCCCGUAGUGAAGCCACUGCCCAGCGUGGUUCGGGCAGUCGAGGAAGAGGAAGUGCGGCUGUCCUGUGAGGCCCUGGGCAUCCCCCGGCCCACGGUCACCUGGCAGAAGGAGGGGUUCAGCGUGCCCGCAGCGUCCAGGACCCAGGUCCUCCCCAGCGGCCAGCUGCGGAUUCUCCGUGCCAGCCCGGAGGACACCGGCAACUACUUUUGCAUCGCGCAGAACAGCGUGGGGAGCGCCAUGGGGAAGACGCGGCUGGUGGUACAAGUCCCGCCUGUGAUCGAGCCCACCCUCCCCGACCUGUCCACCGCCGAAGGCUCCCACGCCCUGUUGCCCUGCACAGCCAGGGGCAGUCCCCAGCCUGACAUCACCUGGGAAAAGGACGGCCAGCCUCUGUCUGGGAGCCAGGGGAAGUUCACCCUCCAACCUUCUGGGGAGCUGCUGGUCAAGAACUUGGAGGCCCAGGACGCUGGCACCUACACAUGUACCGCAGAGAACGCCGUGGGCCUGGCUCGCCGCCGCGUGCACCUCACCAUCCUGGCACUGCCCACACUCACCACCCUGCCCGGGGACCGCAGCCUGCGCCUCGGGGACCGGCUGUGGCUCCGCUGUGCGGCCCGGGGCAGCCCGACCCCCCGCAUCGGCUGGACCCACAACGACCGGCCGGUCACAGAGGGCGUGUCCGAGCAGGACGGGGGCAGCACACUGCAGCGGGAAGCGGUCACUAGAGAGGACAGCGGGACCUACGUCUGCUGGGCUGAGAACAGCGUGGGCCGCGUGCAGACCGCCAGCUUUGUCCACGUGAAGGAGGCUCCCACCCUGCAUGGGGAGGCCUUCUCCUACCUGGUGGAACCUGUGGGAGGCAGCAUCCGGCUGGACUGUGUGGUCCAUGGGGACCCAGCGCCCAACAUCCACUGGACCAAAGAUGGCCUCCCGCUGCGGGGCAGCCGCCUCCGGCGCCGGCUGCAGAAUGGCUCGCUGACCAUCCACAGGACCGAGAUGGACGACGCGGGGCAGUACCAGUGCGUGGCGGAGAACGAGGUGGGCACCGUGAAGAAAGUGGUGAUCGUCCUGCUUCAGAGUGCCCCGGUGUUGGAGGUGCAGCCCCAGGACAUGACAGUGCGAUCAGGGGAUGACGUGGCACUGCAGUGCCAGGCCACCGGGGAGCCGGCACCUACCAUCGAGUGGCUGCGGGCGGGCCGAACCCUGCGGGCCAGCCGGCGACUGCGGACCCUGCCGGAUGGGAGCCUGUGGCUGAAACGCGUGGAGGCGGGGGACGCGGGGGUCUACGAGUGCAUUGCCCACAACCUGCUGGGCUCCGCCAAGGCCCGGGCACUCCUGGUCGUGAGAGGGGAGCCCCGGGGCAGCCGGGGCAGCAUGAUCGGGGUGAUCAAUGGCCAGGAAUUUGGAGUGGCCACUCUCAACACCAGCGUGCACCAGGAGGCGGGUUCCGGGGUCACCACCAUCCAGAGCAGCAUCAGCCACAUCCCGACUGAAGUGGGGCCCCUGAUGCGGGUGCUCGUGGUCACCAUUGCCCCCAUCUACUGGGCCCUGAGCGGAGAGGGCGGGGAAGCCCUCAAUGGCCAGUCCCUGACGGGCGGCAGCUUCCGGCAGGAGUCACACGUGGAGUUCGACACAGGAGAGCGGCUGACAAUGACCCAAGUGGCCCGGGGCCUGGACCCUGCCGGCCUCCUACUCCUGGACGUGGUCGUCAACGGUGUUGUCCCUGCGGACCUGGCCGAUGCGGAGCUACACAUGCAGGACUUCGAGGAGCGCUACGUGCAGACGGGGCCCGGCCGGCUGUCUGUGGGCUCCACGCAGCGCUUCCUGCACGGCGGCCUGCCGGCCUGGCUGCACUGCAACCACAGCAUCCGGUACGACGCGGCCCGGGGCGCCCAGCCCCAGCUGGUGCAGCACCUGCGGGCCUCAGCCGUCAGCACGGCCUUCGACCCCAAGGCCCAGGCCCUGCGCUUCCAGCUCACCGCGGCCCUGCGAGCUGAGGACAAGGAUGCCGGCUGCCCUGAGGGCUUUGAGCUGGACCCCCAAGGAGCGUUCUGUGUGGAUGUGGACGAGUGCCUGGAGCAGCUGGACGAGUGUCACUACAACCAGAUCUGUGAGAACACCCUGGGCGGCCACCACUGCAGCUGCCCCAGGGGCUACCGGUCCCAGGGCCCCGCCCUGCCCUGCCUAGAUAUCAACGAGUGCCUGCAGCGGCCCGGGCCCUGCGCCUACCAGUGCUACAACCUCCAGGGCGGCUUCCGCUGCCUGUGUCCCCCAGGCCAGGCCCUCCUCCGCGACGGCAAGACCUGCGCCCCCCUGGAGCAGAGCGGACCCAAUGUGACCACCGUUAGCCACCGGGGCCCCUUUGCGUCCUGGCCGCGGCCCCGGGCCCCCGUCCCCAGUGGCUCCUAUCAUGCCUGGGUUUCCCUCCGGCGGGGGCCUGGGUCCCUGAGCAGUGUGGGCCGGGCCUGGUGUCCCCCUGGCUUCAUCAGGCAGAGCGGCGUGUGCACAGACCUGGACGAGUGCCGGGUGCGGAGCCUGUGCCAGCACGCCUGCCGCAACACUGAGGGCAGCUACCAGUGCCUAUGCCCCGCCGGCUACCGCCUCCUCCCCAGCGGGAAGAACUGCCAGGACAUCAACGAGUGCGAGCAGGAGGGCAUCGAGUGUGGGCCUGGCCAGCUGUGCUUCAACACCCGCGGCAGCUACCAGUGUGUGGACACACCCUGUCCCCCCGCCUACCGCCAGGGCUCCAGCCCCGGGACUUGCUUCCGGCGCUGCUCGCGGGACUGCAGCGCGGGCGGCGCCUCCACACUGCAGUACCGGCUGCUGCCGCUGCCCCUGGGCGUGCGCGCCCACCACGACGUGGCGCGCCUCGCCGCCUUCUCCGAGGCCGGCGUCCCCGCCAACCGCACGGAGCUCAGCGUGCUCGAGCCUGACCCGCACAGCCCCUUCGCGCUGCGCUCGCUCCGCGCCGGCCACGGCGCCGUCUACACCCGCCGCGCGCUCACCCACGCCGGCCUUUACCGGCUCACCGUGCGCGCCACGGCACCGCGCCACCAAAGCGUCUUCAUCCUGCUCAUUGCCGUGUCGCCCUACCCCUACUGAGCCUGCAGCUCUGGGGCCAGUGACCCCCGCGGCCGGGGUGGGGGGUGGGGUGGGCGGAGGGAGCCCUGCCCAUGCCACCUGCCGUGUCGGACAGGCCGUCCUCUCCUCCCGCCCGGUGCGUCAGCGACACCUUCCGCAAACACGACCCUGCGCGCGGCCUUGAGCCCAGGACAGCGAGGCCGCCCCAAGCCCCAGGAGGCGGGACAAGGACACCGGGCACCGGGAGGUUGGGGUGGGGGUGGCGGAAGCGGUCACCCGGUCACACCUGGGCUGUGUGAGAGAGAGAGAGAAUAUGGAAGCAGUUGUUUUUAACCA